Paraglomus brasilianum is the source of this 1977-nucleotide messenger RNA. Lineage: Eukaryota; Fungi; Glomeromycota; Glomeromycetes; Paraglomerales; Paraglomeraceae. The record is from the annotation of a GenBank genome assembly.
AUGGAUUAUUCCAAGAAUCUAUCGUCUCGGUCUGCAGCUGGUCCUUCGUUAACACCUUAUGCAAAUAAUCGCCCGUCGUCCAAUCUUGUUAGAACAGCUAACGGAGGUGUGGGCGGAUCUGUUAUUAAUUCUGGUAUCGGGGGUCAUAUGAGCAAUGGAGUUGGAGUUGGACUGAAUGCAUAUCCUAAUGUACCAGCUGUGUCUAUGGGACGUUCCGUUAAUCUGGAUGAUUGUGGUGUUGCGUUGGACCAAGUGAGAGAGGCAUAUAGGAUUCUACUGGAAUUGCCCGUUAAUGUCAUAAGAGUAAUGAUGAAAUCAAUCGAGAAUGUAUUAAAGCGACCUGGGAGGAUAUUGAAGAACACCGAUGAAAUUAAAUUCUUAAUGAUAAUCUUGGAGAAUCCUCUUUUAUCACAACAUAACUUUCCGCGAGAGUCCCAAUACCACCAUAACAUUGUUAAACGUAUUUUUGGAUUACUCUCCAACCUGACCAAUGAGUUACAUCACUAUUUAGUGAACUGGUUUUCACGACUCUCAGUAACGACUUUCCGAAAACGCGUCGAAUUGGUCAAUGCAUUCGUUUCUUCUCGACUGAACAAACAGCAACGCAACACAUGCCCAGGACCUGUUACAUAUGAAUCGGACUGGCAGAUCGGAUCUGCUGCGCGGGUUAUGGCGCUGCUGUUUGCGGCAAACAAACAGCAUUCAAAAAUCUCAUUAUCAGAAUUCUAUAAUGCAAUGGUCGACUGUAUUGACUUUAUAGUGGAUUAUGACAAUUGGGAACAACGAACUGGAAAAUUCGCCUUCUGUCAAUAUCCCUUUUUAAUAAGUAUGGGUGGAAAGAUGCAAAUAAUGGAGUUCGAUGCUAAGCGACAGAUGGACAUUAAAGCAAAGGAAGCAUUUUUCACAAUCCUGUUUGAGAAACGGCUUACAACGCCUCAGCUCAUAUUACGAGUCCGCCGUGAUUAUUUAAUUGAAGACUCUUUGAACCAGUUAGCAUCUCACGAAAUGGACAUAAAAAAGUCAUUAAGGAUAGAAUUCAUUGAUGAAGAUGGAGUAGACGCAGGGGGGUUGAGGAAGGAAUGGUUUUUAUUAUUGGUUAGGGAAUUAUUUGAUCCGCAAUAUGGUAUGUUUACUUGGGAUGAAGACAGUAACCUAUGUUGGUUUAAUCCAGCAUCCUUUGAAGCUUCGGAUCAAUACUAUCUAGUGGGAGUUGUGAUUGGUCUAGCAAUCUACAAUUCCACCAUCCUCGACGUCCAUCUCCCUCUCGCCUGCUACAAAAAACUCCUUAAUAUUUCUGUUACACUAGAAGAUUUGAAAGUAUUUCGACCUGCAUUCGCAAAUGGAUUGGAAAAACUAUUGACACUGCAAGAUGUGGAAUCAACAUUCUUGGACUUUGUGGGAGAAUAUGAGAGUUAUGGCGAAAUGGUAAGAGUACCGCUGAUACCCGGCGGUGAGAAUACACCGAUAACUAACAAGAAUCGAGAAGAUUACGUCAAUCGCUAUGUCAACUUUGUAUUAAACGACUCAAUCGCCAAACAAUUUGAUCCAUUCAAACGUGGAUUCAAUCAUGUGUGUGGUGGGAAUGCGCUUUCUCUUUUCCAACCAGAAGAAAUAGAACUUCUCGUCCGAGGCAGCGCCGAACCACUCCAAAUCGAACAGCUUCGCACUGUGACAGUAUACGAGGGUUUCCACGAGGAUGAGGAAACAAUCAGAAACUUUUGGAUAUUAUUUAAAGAAAUUAAUCCACUAAUGCAAAGGAAACUUUUAACGUUCGUCACAGGGACAGAUAGGAUUCCGGCGACAGGAGUAGAGAAUCUGGCUUUUAAGAUUACAUGUAUUGGAGAAGAUAGUGAGAGAUUCCCGAUUGCCCACACAUGCUUCAACCAAAUAUGUCUAUAUCGAUACCGAACAAAGAGGAAACUUGAAGCCAAACUUAUAAGAGCCAUAACAGAUAGCGAAGGAUUUGGAUUAAAGUGA